This is a messenger RNA of Stylonychia lemnae, 1830 nucleotides long. The record is from the annotation of a GenBank genome assembly. NCBI's taxonomy places the organism in Eukaryota, Ciliophora, Spirotrichea, Sporadotrichida, Oxytrichidae.
AUGAAGAUCUUAACUAACUUAAAGAAAAUCUGGUCUCGAUAUAGACUUGGUAGUUAAGAAGAUGCUCAUGAAUUUCUUCUUCUCUUUAUGGAAAGUUUUAUUAACGGUUGCUUUAACGGUGCAAAACCUGACAGGACUAUGGUUUAUAAAAACUAGUUUUAGACUCCAAUUUUAAAAAUAUUUGGUGGUAAGAGUAGGAGUUAGGUACAUUGCCAAGGUUGUGGAUACAAGUCUAAUACCUUUGAAGACUUGAUUACUCUUAGUUUAGAUUUCCCAAGAUAAUAAAAUCAAAGAAGCUACUAUGGAGGAGGAGGUAAUGGAGGUGGACCCAUUAAUUUUGAAUAAUGCUUGAACGAAUUUUGCAAGAGUGAAAAUCUCACUGGAAGAAAUCAAUACUCUUGCAGUAGCUGCAAAAAGAAGUGUGAUGCAAAAAAGAGAUUUUCAAUAGAAGUCAGUCCAAGAAUCCUUAUAGUUCAUUUUAAGAGAUUUACAAAUACUGGCUAAAAAAUAUAAACCAAGGUGAACUAUCCAAGCACGUUCUCACUAAAUUAAUUCAUGAGUAAUAAUGUUGAUAGAAUUGUUGACAGAGGAAUGAAUAAUCCUAACAAUCAAAAUUAAUAGCCUCAAAACUAAGGAGCAGAGGUCUAUGAUCUUUUUGGAGUUGUAGUCCACAUAGGAACUUCAAGAGGAGGUCAUUACUAUAGCUAUUGCAAGGGAUCUUCAGACAAAUGGAGAGAAUUAAACGACGAUUAAGUAUCUACUAGUAAUGAAUAGGAAGCUUUGCGAUAGAAUAAUGCCUACAUCCUAUUCUAUCAAAAGAGAAUCAACACAAAUUCAAUUAAAGAUAUGAAAAAGCAUUUGAUGGAUUCAGCUAUGCUAAGUCAUUCAACCUCAGCAACUUCAAGUAACUCGAGUGAAAAAGAUUCUAAUCAUCACUCAGAAGACAAUAAAAACGAUGUUUUAGAGAUGAAGAGAUACUCCUCGAUAAUGCCUAACAAAAAAGUAGAAGUAAAGAUAGACGAUAAAACUAAUAAUGCCAAAAAUACUGAAAAAAAGAAAUAAGAUUAGAUCAAAUAGUAGCCAAAAGAAAAUUAAAAAUGUGAAGUAAAAAAGGCUGAAUUGAAAUAAGUGUUUAAAGAAGAGAGCAAAUUGCCAGAAAUCAUGUAAUAUGCUCCUUAAAGCCAUAUUAUUAAAGCGGCUUAAACAAUAGCUAAAGUUGAGCCAAAAGUCAAAAUAACUUAACCACAGGAAAGAUACCCAUAGCCAUAAGAAGAAAAGCUGAAUGACAGUAUUUAUCUAAAAACUCUACUGGGGUAAACGAUGAAAGCUCAUAACAAAGAGCAAUAAAGCAAGAAUUUAAAUGAGAGCCUAAACACUAGCUUCAACAGCAAAAAAGAAGAAAUUAAGAAAAUAUUGAAAGAUUCAUAAACUUCAGCUAGAAAGUAAUCUACUUAAAUUUCUGAAAACAAAAAGGAGUUGUUCCAGAAACCUGAAGGACACUCACAAAUCAAAGUAGAGAAUAAAGUUAUCUCAGAAAUUUCUAUAAAGCCCAACAUAUCUCCAUCAGAAUUUUCCAACAAGCUUAAUCUUGGUAGCAGUUUUAGUGAUGAAAAGAUGCUAUAAUCUCUUGAGCAACCAUAAUUAAUCAAGUCUAGCUCUAAAUCAGGAUCAUUUACAGUUGGAUUACGUAAAGCUCUACACCCUAUUGUUAUCAACAAUGCAACUAAGAAGAGGAAAUUCUCAGCUACUUAGUUUUUAUUCCCCUCUACUGUCAUGAGAAACAAUAAAAGAUUUAAAUUCAAUGAUGAUGCCAUCGCCUAGAAAUAGUGA